AUGGCUGAUCUGUUCUCCGAGAUCUUCCCAGAAGAUGAUUCGGAUACGGAAGAGGACGAGUCUGCUGAAGAAAAGCUAUUUGUGAAUGAUUCGGCAGUGCCAGAAGCAAGCAUCGUGGAAGUGAAAGACGAAGGACAGCAACCAAUGGAGACUGAUUCUAGUCCACCUGUUUUGCCCACUGUAAUCAAAGAGAGGCUCAUACCUCUCAAAUCUGAAGAGGAUUUCGUUUGGAAGCCUGACGUUAUCAAAGACGUGCAGAAAGAUCCACCAAAACGAAAAGGAAAUGUGCUGGAUGCUAUGGGAAGAGAACGUUAUCUGCUUAUGAAAGAUGGACAGGAAGAGCUGGCAAAUUUACUAUACAGGAAAAGAGAAGUUAUAAUGGAGCAUGUGGAGAAUGCGGAGGAUAUCGUUUUCGACGACGACGAAAGUCUAGAUACGGUGCGGGCGUUCAUUGAAGAGCGUUUUCGCAUGCGUUACGGUCCAAAUGCUGAUGGUUCAGUGAGGAAGUUAAGCAAAGAAGAGGAAGAAGAGCAACAGUUCCUUAUCGACAAUUCCCUAUUCAUAACCAGGGUUAUUCUACGAAUGAAUAAUUUGGAGCCGGACAAUUACAAAUCCCAAUUCGCAAAUUUCCAUGCCAUGGCGAAGAGUAAGUUAGUUUUCGAGCAGACGGAAAUGAGAGACAAGGAGUUGGUUGCAAUGAAACGUCGCCUCGAUAUGGCACGGAGGCAAGCAAGGGAAGACCGUUUGGAGAGAAUUCGUUGCGGAGAAGAGAGCUCCGAUGAUGAUUUACUGAUGGAGGAAGAUGAUGAUGCGAGAACUGUGGAGCUUUCGACUGAAUACGAGCAUCAGUUAAUCUCUCGUUUGGAGAAACUUCAAAUUCGACUAAGUGCAGAUCAGCUAGCAGACAUGAUAAAGGAAAAGCUAGUUUUAUUCAAUAUUCGUUCCACCCAGUCGAGCCGUGAAAGAAUGCCCAGUCCGCCUCGAAUCGCUGCCGAGGAUUUGAGUGGUGAUGUACAAGCUAUUGAUUUGCCAUGGCUAACAAGUGACGAUGGAGGUGAUGAUGAAUUGCUUGAAGAGAACUUGCCGUUGGAGAACAAUGAAAAGCCUAGAGUUGUAGUCGACCAGAACAUUUUUGUAUACAAUUGGUCUGAGACGCUCUUCCCAGCGCUCUUAAUGCACUGUUCAAAGUCUGGCAUGAUCAUGAGAAGAAAGGAAUUUAUGGGGUAUUCUAAAACACAAGCUGAUCAACGGAUUGAACCUUCCGAAAAGCCCUUCGCCGUUGUAGUGUUCAUAGGAAAAACGUUUGGAAUUCCGAAGACUUACGAUGCAGCUGUGGGCUCUGUACCGAAGCGAAGAGCUGUUGAAAAAGAUGGCGAGCGUAAGCGAAUGGAUACAAUUCCUCCUCCACCGAAGCUGAGGUCUUGCAUGCGGUCGCAAGAAAAGUUACUGACAGAUGUUGAUCAGAAUACGUUGAGUGUGAAGGAGCGAAUCAAAUGGCGUGAGCAGCUGGAAUAUCGUUCUCUGCAAAAGAAGAAAGUGCGGUUUAGAGAUUUCAAAGAUCCCGAGAACAGAUGCCGAUUUUAUGUUCGACCAACUGAUAGUGAAGUAUGCAGUCGUGAAUGGGCGACGAUGCAGAAUCAAUUGAGAGAUGCCUGCCGAAACGCUUUAUAUGUGGACUGCCCUUUAUUCCGUGGACAGGAGAUCAUUCGAAGAAUUAUGAGUCGAUAUGUACCUCCAGCGGCGUCAAAUUUCCAUAAUCAAGAAGUUUAUUUGGAGAGGUUGGCUAAGGAAGUAGACGGAGUCUCUAAAAUGGCGACUUAUAAAUUGCUGUGA
Messenger RNA from Haemonchus placei, 1833 nucleotides. The record is from the annotation of a GenBank genome assembly. Lineage: Eukaryota; Metazoa; Nematoda; Chromadorea; Rhabditida; Trichostrongylidae.